GCAGACGGACGUGCGGGCGGUCAUGUGACUUAAGCAUGGCCGUAUUUGCAGAUUUGGACCUGAGAGCGGGUUCGGACUUGAAGGCGCUGCGUGGGCUCGUAGAGAACGCCGCUCAUCUUGGCUAUUCAGUUUAUGAUAUUGUUGCGGUUUUUCCAAAGACAGAAAAACUUUUUCAUGUUGCUUGUACACAUUUAGAUGUGGAUUUAGUCUGCAUAACUGUAACAGAGAAACUACCAUUUUACUUCAAAAGACCCCCUAUUAAUGUGGCAAUUGACCGAGGCGUGGGCUUUGAACUUGUCUACAGCCCCGCUAUCAAAGACUCCACAAUGAGAAGGUACACAAUUUCCAAUGCUCUCAAUUUGAUGCAAGUCUGCAAAGGAAAGAAUGUAAUUCUGUCUAGUGCUGCAGAAAGGCCUUUAGAAAUAAGAGGCCCAUAUGACGUGGCAAACUUGGGCCUGCUGUUUGGACUGUCUGAAAGCGAUGCCAAGGCUGCGGUGUCCACCCACUGCCGAGCAGUGCUUCUGCACGGAGAAACUAGGAAAACUGCUUUUGGAAUUAUUUCCACAGUGAAGAAACCUCGGCCGUCAGAAGGAGAUGAUGAUUCUCUCCCAGCCUGCAAAAAAGCCAAGUGUGAGGACUGAACGCACCUCACAGCCUCUGUCAGUGCUCCCUUCUUCCCUUUUGUAGCCCACCAGCCACAGUGGAAAUAAAACCUUUGUUUGGGUUGCUGUUUUCACAUGGAGCUAGAAAUCAGUAGUCUAUCGAAACGAAUUUUAGGCAAGCCCUUAAAAUAACAAACAAAACCUGAGGAAGCAUUAAAAAAAAAAAAGACUCAGCUUAAUGAAUUUAAAUAUAUUUUAAGAGAAAAACGGAGUCCAGCUUAUAUUCUUUGUGUAAGUGAUAAAAUGGCUGGUAUAAUGAA
This is a messenger RNA of Hipposideros armiger (great roundleaf bat), 922 nucleotides long. It is a transcript of the gene RPP30, whose product is annotated as ribonuclease P/MRP subunit p30. Lineage: Eukaryota; Metazoa; Chordata; Mammalia; Chiroptera; Hipposideridae. The record is from RefSeq and is a predicted model, not a curated record. The coding region runs from base 36 to 641 and encodes 201 amino acids. Gene Ontology annotation, cellular component: nucleolar ribonuclease P complex. Gene Ontology annotation, molecular function: RNA binding. Gene Ontology annotation, biological process: tRNA processing. The transcript has 9 exons.